This is a messenger RNA of Caenorhabditis remanei, 1227 nucleotides long. RefSeq lists its product as uncharacterized. Gene Ontology annotation, molecular function: phosphatase activity. Lineage: Eukaryota; Metazoa; Nematoda; Chromadorea; Rhabditida; Rhabditidae. The record is from RefSeq and is a predicted model, not a curated record. Gene Ontology annotation, biological process: dephosphorylation. The coding region runs from base 1 to 1227 and encodes 408 amino acids. The transcript is spliced from 6 exons.
AUGCUGAUUGCUCUACUGAUUUCUUCUAGAAUAUUAACAACUUUGUCAUUUUCUGACGAUGAAUUUGAUUUGGUUUUUGUACAAGCUAUUUGGAGACAUGGUGAUCGAGCACCACAAUAUCCAUAUGUGAAUGAUAAAUUCACAGAAGAAGACUGGAAAAGAAUUGGAAGUGGGAUAGGGCAACUAACAUAUACAGGAGUAAAACAACACAUAAAACUUGGAGAAUCAAUACGAGAAAGAUACGUGAAAUCGGGAUUCUUACCUGAAAGUUUCGACGAAAAUGUCAUUCAGUUUCGAUCAACAAACAGAAACCGUACGAUUCUGUCAGCUGAAGCUAAUUUUCUAGGAAUGUAUCCAAAUGAAGGAAAAGUGAAACUUCCUAUUACUGUCCCCAAAAAUUAUGGAUACGACUGUAUUAAUAAUGUAAUGUGUAAAUGUAAACGAAGGGAUCUUCUUCAAAAAAUGGCGAAAGAAUUGGAAGAAUACAAAGAAGUAAUGGAGGACUCAACUACAACUUCUCUCUUCUCCAAACUAUCAGAAAUCACUGGAGAAACUAUAAAUGCUGAAAAUUUCUGGAGGAUUCCUGAUACUUUAAGAUGCGAAAAACAGAAUUUCCCCGAUGUUUUUGGAGAAAUCAAUCACUGGUAUUCAGCGGAAUUAAUGGAGAAAAUGGAAUUAUUGAACACCAAAAUCAAUCGUUUCACUUCUGGGCUGUAUAAAUCUAGAAACCUAAAUGGAUUGGAUAUCGGCAAGGAAAUCAAGAAAUUGAGAGCUGGUCCUUUGUUAUCUGAUAUUAUCAGAAGAAUGACACAGAAAUCGAAUUGUUUGAAUCAAGAAUGUCGGUCAUCGAGAAUGAUUUGUUCUCAGAAUAUUCGAGAAUUGAAGUAUCAUGCAUACUCUUCACACGACAUGACUCUAUAUUCCCUUCUCACUUCUCUUGAUCUCCAGGAUUUGACGUCAUCUGAAAUAGGUGGAUGGCCAUCUUAUGCAUCUUCUCUUUUUAUAGAGUUAUUCGUUCGAAAAAGUGAUAAACUUCCUUUCUUCCGGGUGAUCUACCGUAACCCAUCCUCUUCAUUGCCAUCAGAAUUCCUGAAUAUCACUCCUUUGAUUCCAAAAUGUCAUGGGCUAUCUCACUGUUCGUUUAAAACAUUUGAAAACAUUCACAACGAGUUCAAAAUUGAAAUGCCAACAUCAGAAUAUUGCCACAUCACAGAAGAUCUCAGAUGA